AUGUUUCGGUUUAGCAGGAAAAACGUUAACAUGGACAGCUCGACCGUACUGCAGGAUAACAAGAGUGGCUUCAGUAAAGGUUCUAUCGUGGACUUCUACGAUAAAUUGGAGAAGGACGAUGGGGGUAGAACGUUCGGCAUUGAUGAUGCCACUCACGGAGGACUAACCCGCAUUGAGAAUGGAAUGUCAGGAAAAGGAGAACACCGGGCUUCACCCAUCUCGUGUUAUUCACCUCAGAAUCGACUAUUACCGUGGCCUCCCCAGCAUGUAAACGAGAGUUCGAGCUCCUCAGCCAGGAAGGCUCAGAAUCUCGGUCUGAUUUGCGUCGUAUGUGGAGAUACGAGCUCCGGAAAGCAUUACGGCAUAUUGGCAUGCAACGGAUGCUCUGGGUUCUUCAAACGCAGUGUCCGGAGGAAAUUGAUUUAUCGAUGUCAGGCCGGAACAGGAAGCUGCACAGUGGAUAAGGCACACAGGAAUCAGUGCCAAGCAUGUCGAUUGAAGAAAUGCCUUACGAUGGGAAUGAACAAAGAUGCAAUACAGUGCAUCGUAGGGAGUUUGAAGCAGCAGAUGAAAGGAAUUAUUGACGUAUUUGCCGUACAAAAUGAGCGUCAACCACGAAAUACAGCAACAAUCAGACCGGAAGCUCUGCGGGAUAUGGAGCAGGGUCGAGCUUUACGAGAAGCAGCCGUUGCCGUCGGAGUGUUUGGGCCUCCAGUUUCGUUGGCACUACUUUCACCGUCUCGCUACGGGCCAAGCAUUUUGCCAACACCCGCCUUACCGACCAGUCAAUUUCUGCACCAUCAUAGCCAGGUGUCCUCGCUGGUAAAUAGUCUCCCGCACCACCAUCCCCACCAUCCACACCAUGCCGCUAUGCACGGUCUAGCGAACGGACUGUCGAUGAAUCUCAACGGUGUCGGCAUGUCGGGACACAACGGAACGCCCGGCUUGAUUCAUUCGGCUGGAAAUGGCUCCGAUCGGGACCGAGACACCGUAGUUCCCAUGAACAGCAGCAGUGGUGAUAGCAACAACAACAAGAACCCUUCGUCUGGUUCCACCGAGAACCUCAAUACAACGUCGUCCUCUAACCAUUCGAUGGCCGGCGAUCAGUCACCGAGUGGGGCAGGUUCACCAGCACACGGGACAUCCGCGAAUGGACUCGGAACAGGAGGAUGUCCGACUGGCGGCUCAAGCAUGAGUGCCGAGAAGCAUCCACAACACAGCUCGUCAUCGUGCGGAUCGGCUAGUCCUAUUCUGGAACAGGACAACAUGAACGAUAACGACGAUGAUUCUAUUGACGUUACCAAUGAUGAGGAUACGGAUCCGGCACAAAAUAAUAACACGAUACCAAGCCUGAUGAACCACCCAUUUUACGGACAAGGACCCAUGUUCAACUUUCAAGAAACCAUUUAUGAAACCAGUGCACGACUUCUGUUUAUGGCCGUCAAAUGGGCCAAGAAUCUACCCAGCUUCGCUAGCCUUACGUUUCGGGAUCAGGUCAUUUUGCUUGAAGAGUCUUGGGCGGAACUGUUUCUACUGAACGCUAUCCAAUGGUGUAUGCCGAUUGAUACGACUGCAUGCACGUUGUUCUCAUUGAAUGAACACUGUAAUAGUGCCAACAAUUCUGGAUUCUUUAAACCGGGACAGUUGGCUCAAGAUUUACGGAUUCUUAACGACACACUCUGUCGGUUUAAAUCAGUGCUGGUAGAUCCGGCUGAAUUCGCUUGCAUGAAAGCCAUCGUGUUAUUUCGAUCAGAAGCGCGAGGCCUGAAAGAUCCGGUACAGAUUGAAAAUCUGCAAGAUCAAGCACAAGUAAUGUUGGCUCAACACUCACGAACACAAUUUCCCGGGCAGAUCGCACGUUUCGGACGGUUGCUGUUGAUGUUACCUUUGCUGCGAGCGGUCAACUCCCACAAAAUAGAGUCGAUCUACUUUCAGAAAACAAUCGGAAAUACACCGAUGGAAAAGGUGCUAUGUGAUAUGUACAAAAAUUAA
Molecule: messenger RNA, 1992 nt
Organism: Anopheles marshallii
Lineage: Eukaryota; Metazoa; Arthropoda; Insecta; Diptera; Culicidae
Product: photoreceptor-specific nuclear receptor-like
Exons: 12
Coding region: 1-1992 (663 amino acids)
Biological process (GO): cell differentiation; positive regulation of transcription by RNA polymerase II; anatomical structure development
Molecular function (GO): RNA polymerase II cis-regulatory region sequence-specific DNA binding; zinc ion binding; nuclear receptor activity
Source: RefSeq, a predicted model, not a curated record